This is a messenger RNA of Plasmodium vivax (malaria parasite P. vivax), 1464 nucleotides long. RefSeq lists its product as hypothetical. Bases 1 to 1362 code for a protein of 453 amino acids. The record is from RefSeq and is a predicted model, not a curated record. NCBI's taxonomy places the organism in Eukaryota, Apicomplexa, Aconoidasida, Haemosporida, Plasmodiidae. The transcript has a single exon.
AUGCGCGUUAACCAACUCGAUGGAGAAAUUGUAGCCAUAGAAGAGAGGCACUCCAAGGAGAAACGUAAAAAUGGAAAACUUGUGCAAGGGCACGACGAAUCAAAGGAGUACACAGAAUUGGGAAGAACCCCCCAAGUGCGAAAAGACUUAACGAGCGAAACGCAUCGCAUACGUGAGGACUACCCAGGUUAUGAGCAAACGUUCUAUCAAAAGGGGAGUCAGGGUGAAAUUAAGAUGACGGGAGAGUCCAAUGCGAAGGAGGAUACCUGGCUGAAACCGCCCCGAAACGAUACAGAGCAUUACAACAUCAUGUCCAGCACUGACACUGUGUUGUCUUCAGAUGACAGUGUUGCGGAUAUGUACGAAACGAACUACAAAUACUUCCUAGUGAGGAAAUUUUCUCUCAGUGAAGAGUCCCCAGGAUCAGCAUCCGACUGGCAAGAUAAUUUAAAGUUGGACAGGCCCAUGAGCCACCAAAAUGGUGUCUUCCAAGAGGACAGACGAAUCGUCAGGCUUCCCAAACCGUAUGGAAGGAGUGAACCACGCAAUGGGAAGGUUCUAGAAAAAAAUACCAUAAGCAACUUCAACCCGCUAGCCCAUAUAAGUACUAAGCACCAUUACUAUAACCCCUGUGCGAGGCACAACUGCAAUGGCAAUCACUUCAGUUAUGACUACCCCUGUGGUGUUCAAAAUGGAUCACUUCGUUAUGGUGGUCACCCCUUUUGUGAGCCGCAUGACGGUAAGUAUCUCCAUGCAGCAGACGGUGUUAGCCAAAAUGAGGGUAAUUUUUAUAUGAACAAAAAAUGCACGCUAAAAUUCGAUAAUUAUUUGAAGGGCAUGUACUUCACGAAUAGGUCCUAUAUGGAGGCAGAACUGAGGAAAAAAUGCAGCCAUUAUUUCCUGCCCCUUAGGAGGCCCUUCCGCGCAGAGGGUUCCAAUACGGGGGCCGCUUCCUCGGGUGGCCCCCCCCCUAAGCGUGGAAGUGUUUCCAGCGGUUCUAGCGGUUCUAGCGGCGAAUUCAGCGCUAACCCGGUUGACCCUGUUGACCGGCUCAACGGCCGAACCCACCCCCACGGGGAAAAGCAUCAAACCCGCUCGCACAACUUGAGGAAGGGGCGCAAAUGUAAAGGGGAAGAAUAUCACCGAAGAAAAAAUGCAAACCACGAGAGCACAUGUCCGAGCAAAAAAAAUUUAUUUUCCCAAUUGCUUAAAAAUCUCAAGCUGUUGGGAUAUGCCCUAUUUUUUUGCUUCUUCAUAAGCAACGAAAAUAAGGCAAUCAGGGAAAAACAGAACUCCACGCGCGGCGGGAAAAAGGCCUUUCCGAACUCGUCCUCCCUUAAGAGUGAAAGGAGGCGAAAGUAGGGCCUCGAAGCGGAGCUGGAGCAGGUCGCGUCGAAAAGGCGUACCAAAUGAAGACACCGUAGUGGGGAAACGGAAACGCAAGAGUUGGACCAAAUUGUGAAU